This is a messenger RNA of Procambarus clarkii (red swamp crayfish), 894 nucleotides long. Lineage: Eukaryota; Metazoa; Arthropoda; Malacostraca; Decapoda; Cambaridae. The record is from RefSeq and is a predicted model, not a curated record.
AUGGAUGCUGCACCAGGAACAAGCAGUGGAACGCAAAAGAAAGGUAGGAAAUCUAGGAAAGCAGAAGAGAUCGCCAUGAUUCACGAUCUGUAUCGUGGGGUCAAGCUCACUCCAUCCAAGAUUCCCGACGUUGUUGAAGCCUUUUCAGGGUCUUCUGAUGAUGAAUUUGAGGCUGACGAACCUGAAAAUGAUGUGUUAUAUGAGGUUUCCACAACUGAUGAUGAUAUUUCGAGUGAGAGUGAGGAUGAGAGUGAAGAAGAAGCCCCUGCCCCGCCACGCGGAAACCGCACGUGUCCGGUACCAAAGAGGGCUAGGCUGGGUGAUGACUGGAAUCGUAGCAAUACUCCUCCCAUCGUUGAUGACUUUUCUGCAAACCCUGGCCUAACAAUUCCACUACCUACUACUCCAUUGCAGUUUUUACAACUGUUUUUCACUAGAGCAGUGGUUGAAUACUUAGCGUAUGAAACCAAUUUGCAUGCCACACACAUCAUACAUCUCAUGGCUGACUCAGCAAGAAACACGUGGAAACCAGUGUCUGUGAAAGAAAUGGCCCGAUAUUUGGCCCUGUGCAUACUGAUGGGCAUAGUGAAGAUGCCUACAAUGAGGAUGUACUGGCAGACGAAUCAGAUGUGGCAUUGUCGCUUCUUCAACUUGUUUAUGUCGUCUGCUCGUUUCCAACACAUUUCUAAGUUCUUCCACAUGUAUAACAAAAAAGGCGUUCCAGUGAAUAAUAGUGACCGACUGAUAAAAGUGAGACCACUAAUGGACUAUUUUUCAGAAAAAUUUGCAUCUGUAUAUAUCCCCAAAAAAGAUGAGGGUACAAUGGCAUGUGGAAACCGUGAUGGGGUUGAUGGCGCCCCUAGUCAACAAGGGUUAUCAUCUGUAUAUGGAUAA